Messenger RNA from Pyricularia oryzae 70-15, 2682 nucleotides. RefSeq lists its product as uncharacterized. Lineage: Eukaryota; Fungi; Ascomycota; Sordariomycetes; Magnaporthales; Pyriculariaceae. The record is from RefSeq and is a predicted model, not a curated record. Gene Ontology annotation, biological process: mRNA cis splicing, via spliceosome. Bases 98 to 1606 code for a protein of 502 amino acids. Gene Ontology annotation, cellular component: spliceosomal complex; cytoplasm. Gene Ontology annotation, molecular function: protein binding. The transcript has 3 exons.
UCUAUCAAUCAUCCUGAGCGUAACGACCACAAUUCCCUCUAAAACCGCGUGUGCUUUAUCUAUCACUCAGAAAAAAGCGCGAGAGCUAUCCCCCAAGAUGGAUCCAGGACGAGCGGCCAUGAUUGCCGGCAUCAAGUCCCCAACCCGCGGGUCUUCGACUGGUCGAGAUAUCACCGCCCCGAGGCAUGACCCCGGCAACCGAAUCACAAAACCAUCCAGGCCGCAGCAACGAGCCCCGGCACAGAGCAGCAAUAGAGAUCAACAGUCGAAUCCGCGCAACUUCAAGACACAGGAUGAGCAGUCUGAAGAGUUCGUCGCCGGCGAAGACAAGUUCGUCCUGCGACAGUCAAAGAAGAAGGCCGACAUCCGAGUCCGUGAGCGCCGCGCCAAACCGAUCGACUUUCUUGCCUUUAACCUCCGCUGGGUCGACGAAGACCGCGACACACUCGAUGACGACGAAAAAGAUGCCCUCAUCACCGUGCCGUCGCCCGCAAAGGUGAUCGAGGGCCUCAACGAAGCUCAGCUGACCGAGCUGGAACCAGAGGUCACGUCCUACCGAACCCUCGAGACCAGCGCCCGCAACCUCGAAUACUGGAACGCUAUACUGGCGCUCUGUGACGAUCGUCGCCGGCAGCUGGCGCCCCAGGGCCCCGAGGGCCGCACCGUGGGCUCGGUGUCGGCUGACGUCGACAAGAUCCUUGCCCCGAAGACCUACGAACAGCUCGAAGCGUUGGAGAAGCAGAUUCGGGCGAAGCUUGAUUCCAACGAUGCAUCUGUCGACACAGAUUACUGGGGUGGUUUGUUGAAGAGCUUGCUUGUCUACAAGGCGAAAGCUCAACUGAAGAAGAUCACACAGUCCAUCCGCGAGGCCCGGGCCGAGAAGCUGAAGGCAAUGGACAUUGAGAAGCUGGUGGCGGCAGGCUCAAGCGCCCUGGUUGCAGGUGGAAAGAGGACAGGGGGCUCUGUUGCCCAGGGCUCGAGUGCUGGCUUGGGCGCCUCUGGUGGAGCACCAGGUUCAAGCAGUGGCGCCCUCCCUCCGGGUACGGCUCGGUUUGCGCAAAGCACAAACGACGAAGAUUUCUCGGCGGCGACCAGGGCUCUCUACGAGAGGGAGCUUGCCCGGGGUGUAGGCGAGGACGAGGAGAUCCUGACGGCCGAGGAGGCGCCGGCGACAGGUCCCAGGCCGGCAUGGGCAGACAAGUACCGUCCGCGAAAGCCGCGCUACUUCAACCGGGUGCAGAUGGGCUACGAGUGGAACAAGUACAACCAGACGCACUAUGACUACGACAACCCGCCGCCCAAGGUGGUGCACGGCUACCGCUUCAACAUCUUUUACCCGGAUCUCAUCGACAAGACCAAGGCACCCACCUUCAAGAUCAUCCGGGAGGGCGGCCGGAGGCGAGGAGAGUCAUUUGCUCCGGCUGGCCAGGAGGACACCUGUCUCAUUCGGUUCAUCGCGGGGCCUCCGUACGAGGACAUUGCGUUUCGGAUCGUUGACAAGGAGUGGGAUUUCAGUGCCAAGAGGGAACGGGGCUACAAAAGUAGUUUUGACAAGGGUAUUCUGCAACUCCAUUUCCGGUUCAAAAAGAUCUAUUAUAGAAAAUGAGAAGCCAGCAAACCCGGCGCAGGUUGUGCGAGCUGCAAGGGAAAAAAAGAACAGCCAGUUGCAUGCCGAUUUUGUGGACCCAGUCUCCAUCUUUUCAUUAUUCCAUUUACCUGGCAACUACAGUGCAGGCUCGUGUGUGAUGGCUCGUCUUCAUCGCCAUCAAUGAGCCAAGCCAAAGUUACGCUGACUGGAGCACCUGAUAUGGAAAAAGAAAGAGACACCACGCGUGCUGUGCAGUAAAUACCAGUGCAGGCGUCUCGGCCACAGCCACAAGGUUGUUUCUGCAUACCCUCAAGACACCUUUCCCUCCCGACUUGUCUGGAUGCGCACGCCUCUUUGAACAGGCAGGCAGACAUAUCGGCUGUUCCCCCGCGUUCCCAACUUUGGAGUGGCACCAAGUUAGGAGCUUCGGCAUGACCAUUGGCCUGCCGGACCUUUCCUGACAGCAAGGAUGGAACAGGAUGUUUUAGUGAGGGUACACCAUCCCCUGUUUGUUGUGCGCACAAAAUACGUAUACGCACACACACCUGCACCUCAUGUUUCCCACCGGGUCAAGUGGAUGUCAGGCUGAUGCAAGGUAAUUUUUUUUUUUAUUGUCUUUAUGCUUUCUUCGCUUAGCCAGGUAUGUAGAGUGAUAGGCGUUUGUAUCCUCAACACACACAUGGUUGGCCACCCAAAACACGUGCAGAUGGCUCGUUCAUCUUGCUCGCCACGUACAGGACGGUGACAUUUGUACUGAGGAUUAACCUCGGAGGUUGCAGUGGGAUGCGCACAUUUCUCUCGCAGACAAACUUUUUUUUUUCUUUCUUUUUUUUGGUUGUGAACAAUUAUUGAUAUAUUGCUUGUCCAGAGAGCAAACAGCCAAGGGACGGAAGGAAUGGUAAAUCCUGUCAGUUAUCACAUCGUCUACCUACGGAUGUUUCCCUGCUGCCCCCUUCGAGGGCCUUUGAGAUGCAAGCAACUGAUUUUCAUUACACCGCCGGGGAGGGGGGUAGGGUGGACAAAGCCCCUCUAUGAGGCUGCCGAGGCGGCUGAGGCAUCAGCGUUUUUUUUUUUUUUUGUUUCAUACCUUUUAU